AUGUCAAAGGGCUGGGGGCUGCGGCGCUCGACGUCGGCGCUGUUCACUUCUUCUUCUUCUCCCCCUUCAUCAACAACACCAGCAGAUACCGCUACAGCGCCUCUGUCAGCGCCAAACGCCCUGGCGGAUCCUUCAGCGUCGUCGGCGACGGCACAGCCGUUGGGAAAGCUGCGCCGCAUGGCUUCUUUUACACAGCGCUUCGGCGGGGGCGGCAAGACGAAGAACGUGGGGGGUGCUGCUACUGCGACUUCUAGAAACACCACAACACCAACGACAACGGCGACGACAGGACAGGCAUCGCAACAGCAGGCGCCGCGGAGUUUUUACGUUCCCACGCACGCGGCAUCGAGCUUCGCACGUACCGUCGCGCCGGCCCAGCACGCCACCAUUCCCGAAGACGACGAGGGCGGAGGCGAGUCGACGACGUCGCCGAGAAGACAGCAGCACCAUCAGCAGCAGACGACGUUUAGGGAUAGGAUGGAGGCGCGGCGGCGGAGCGGCGGCACCGGACACUCGCGCAACAACAGCGGCAGCACCGGCAGCGGCGCCUCGCGCACGUCCUGGUCUGCUGCACCUCAGGCGAAUCCCGCCUCAUCGAGACACCCGCCAUCCUCAACAAUACCGGCCGCAGUCGCUGCUGCACCGGCGGCGAGAACGCGCACACGAGAGACGAACGGAGCCGAUAAAGACCGCUACGGCACCACCGCUGCGGACAGGGGCGGCGAGAGCGACUACGCCGUGUUCCUCGCCGAGGCGCAGGCCAACGACCGUCGGGCCCGGCGCGCGAUCCCGCUCUGGAUCCCGUCGGACACGCCAGAGCAGCGCCGCGACAGCGCGUAUUACUCGUACUCGGGCGGGUCGCGGAGCAGCGCCGGAGCCGGGCCCGGGGCCGGAGAUGGAGUCGGGGCCGGGGCCGGAGCCGGGACCGGGGGCUGUGGGGCGGCGUACUACACCAACAACCACCACCACAACCAGCAUGGCGCUCACCAUGACGCGGCGGGCCGGGCGGUGCGGAGGCAGCCGAGCGCGGCUAUGGCGCGGCGGAUUACGGAGUAUGUGCGCCCGACGCGGGAGGGGGAGACGGCGUGA
Purpureocillium lilacinum is the source of this 1089-nucleotide messenger RNA. RefSeq lists its product as uncharacterized. Lineage: Eukaryota; Fungi; Ascomycota; Sordariomycetes; Hypocreales; Ophiocordycipitaceae. The record is from RefSeq and is a predicted model, not a curated record.